Messenger RNA from Sungouiella intermedia, 1491 nucleotides. The record is from the annotation of a GenBank genome assembly. Lineage: Eukaryota; Fungi; Ascomycota; Pichiomycetes; Serinales; Metschnikowiaceae.
AUGUCUGAUUUGUCGUUGAAGUUGUUGCAGGCUGUCGACCAGCACUCUGGUAUUUCCAACACCUUGGAACUUGACGAGUUCAAACUGAUCGAUGCUAAUACUUUACAGGCUUCGUUGACCUCAUUGUGGGCCAAAGAAAUGAUCACUUUCAAUAAGAUCGAGACAGACUUAUGGGUGUUGACCGAUGAGGCUAAGCAGUUCUUGCAGUCUGGAUCUCAUGAGAUCCGUGUGUUGGAUGAGGUGCUCAAGUCCUUGGAUGGUUUGAAAAUCGCAGAUGUCAACACCAAAUUGGGUCUGGUAGGAAAGUUGGGUCAAGGUAAGGCUUUCAAGAACGGCUGGAUCGCAAAGGAUGGUGACAAGUUGGUGGCAAAGGUACUGAGCUUGCCUGAAGACACGGUGGUGACUCAAUUGAAGGAAAUUGAGAAAUCCGGAUCUUUGCCAGACAAGAAAGAGUUGGCCGAGUUGAAGAAGAGAAAGUUGGUCACCAUGACCAAGAUCAUCGGCUACAAGGUCGACAAGGCUGCCAAGUUUGCCUUGACUAUUACCAAUUACGAGACAGACAUCACCUCCGAUAUGAUUACCACCGGUAGCUGGAAAGACGCCGAUUUCAAACCAUACAACUUCAAUUCCGAGGGUGUUUAUCCAUCCAGUGGAGCUUUGCACCCUUUGAUGAAGGUCAGAGAGGAGUUCAGACAGAUUUUCUUCUCGAUGGGUUUCACUGAGAUGCCUGCUAACCAGUACGUGGAGUCUGGUUUCUGGAACUUCGACACAUUGUUCGUUCCUCAACAGCAUCCUGCCAGAGACUUGCAGGACACCUUCUACUUGAAGGACCCAGCUGUGGCUAAGAAGCCAGAGGAUGACCAGUACCUCAAAGACAUUCAAGCCGUGCACCAAGACGGAAAGUUCGGCUCCAUCGGCUACAGAUACCCAUGGAGAGAGGAGGAGUCGCUCCGGAUGGUUUUGAGAACCCACACCACCGCCAUUUCCGCUGCCAUGUUGAAGAAGUUGGCAGAAGAUCCUAAGCCUACCAGAUUGUUCUCUAUUGACAGAGUGUUCCGUAAUGAGGCUGUGGAUGCCACUCAUUUGGCCGAGUUCCAUCAGGUGGAAGGUGUUCUUGCCGGUUAUGACAUCACCUUGGGUGACUUGAUUGGUUUCAUGGAAGAUUUCUUCUCUAAAAUGGGCGUGGACGGUUUGAGAUUUAAGGCUGCCUACAACCCAUACACUGAGCCAUCCAUGGAGAUCUUUGCCUUCCACAAGGGAUUGGGCAAGUGGGUCGAGAUUGGAAACUCCGGUAUGUUUAGACCAGAGAUGUUGGAGCCUAUGGGAUUGCCAAAGAACUUGAGAGUGUUGGGAUGGGGUCUCUCGCUUGAAAGACCUACUAUGAUCAAGUACGGAGUGUCGAACAUCAGAGAGUUGUUGGGCCACAAGGUGUCGUUGGACUUCAUAGAGACGAAUCCUGCUGCCAGAUUGGAUGAAGAUUUGGUCGGUUGA